AUGGAUCGCGCUAACGUGGUGUACGUUAAGGGCAGCGAUCAGCGGCUGCGUCUCGGACGCGUCGGGGAUGUCGCGGACGGUGGCCUCGUCGUGGACCUGCUCUGUCCCAAUCGUCGGUGUGAAUUUGCGCCCUUCGGGAGAAUCGUCCUUUCGGGACACGUGACCCGCCAGGAUGUGACUAAACUGUUCGAGGACCCACAGCAGGAAACCAUCCCGAUGGAGAUCCUGGUACCGGAGACGCCGCUGGGUCCCUGGAUGUGGCUGGAGGGUGAAGUGCUCGGUGGGGCACCGGUUGCCGUGCAGAAGGCCGGAGGGGCGGUGGUCCAGUGGAUCCAUCCGGACAGCGGAGAACUCUGCACCGACAUGGUACCCUUCAGUCGGCUGCAAGUCUGGUGGGGCGCCUCCGAACAGCACUUAAUGCGCCCUCCCGUCCGUCCCGGCACCUUUAUAAAGGACAGUCUGCAGUUGGACAUGACGGUUCCCGCGUUGUCCACGAAAGACCGCGAGGAGCUUGUCAAGAGAUUGAAUGCCAAGGACCCGGGAAAGUACUCGCCGGUUUUCGCGGUGGACCUCUUGGACGGCCGCUUGCAGUACAUUUACCAGCGCGGUUACGGAGAGAGAAAUUCUCUGCCGGAUGGAUAUACUGUGUUGAGUGUUAAGGAAAGCCUGGAGCGCCUCCAGGCGAUCCUGCUCAGCGUGACCAAGGACCCUCGCUGCGAGACCUCGGCCACGGAUGACGCCAUGACGUUCCCGGCGGAAGUAUGGCAGGAGGUCUUGGCCGACUUGGACACCGUCACCCAGACGAAGCUGCGCGCCGUGUGCACCACGUGGAACCGGAUUAUGGAGACGCCGGCCCUUCGUUCCACCAUCAUCAUCCGCGGCGAUGUGGGCCCCUUCCUCUGCAUGUCAACGGUGUUCCACGGUCUCCGCCCGGACACUCAGCGCGUCAUCCUCACCCACCGCGGAGAGGGGCAGUGGAAGUUGGCCGGCGGCGUGGAGCACGUGCUGGAAAUGCUCGCCUAUGUGUCUAAGCAGCGGACCGGCAUCCGGCUGCGCAGUAUGUACCUGCACCGUAUCACCCUGGACUGUGUGUACGGGUUUCGUUACGACGCUCCGGGCAAUAAAUGUGAGCAGGUGCGCUCGUUGAAGCGGAGUCUGGCCGGAUGGCGCCGUCUGCCGUGCGAGACCAUCCACAUCGCCCACGGUAUCCUGGUCUGCACCUUCAGUACGUCGCGGUUCACGGGGCCGCCGACCGUAACGCAGCUGGAGAUGGGGAUCCGCUGCGUGCGAUUCCCGCGUAAUAAGGAUAUCGUCGGCGGAUUUUUGGAAGCGGUGGAAGCGGGGCUGCCGGAGCCGGAUGAGGAGCAGCUGCUACGGUUGCGACAGUGGUUGAAUGGCGGCGGGAAAUCCCAGCAGACGGACGUACCAUUUGUCGGGCAGGUGCUGUGCGCGCUGCAGUCGGCGGAUCCGCGUCCCGCGGCGCAUUAUCGCGGGAAGAAGUGGUGCCGUGACGGUCUGCAGGAUUUGCGGCUGGAGAAGUUGUCGCGCAUCACCCGGCACUUCCUCGUUCAACUGUGCGUGUGGACGGCGCGCCAGGGAUCCUGAAGCGGUCCGUCACUGACUGCGCUGGGAUGUCGGUCCACCGGACACUACGUGUACUGCCAGCUCUUUGUGGCGCAAUGGUCAGCGCAUUGCAGUGGUUU
Messenger RNA from Paramacrobiotus metropolitanus, 1703 nucleotides. RefSeq lists its product as uncharacterized. Bases 1 to 1605 code for a protein of 534 amino acids. Gene Ontology annotation, molecular function: protein binding. The transcript has 3 exons. NCBI's taxonomy places the organism in Eukaryota, Metazoa, Tardigrada, Eutardigrada, Parachela, Macrobiotidae. The record is from RefSeq and is a predicted model, not a curated record.